Messenger RNA from Symbiodinium sp. CCMP2592, 5805 nucleotides. NCBI's taxonomy places the organism in Eukaryota, Dinophyceae, Suessiales, Symbiodiniaceae. The record is from the annotation of a GenBank genome assembly.
AUGUUGUUGCGACAAGUGCCGAACCGCAACGGCUAUGAGACUUGGCGGCAGCUGGUCAACAUCUACGCACCGCGAUCGAAAGUGCGAGGACUUGCACUGCUGAAUGCCAUCAUGUCAUUUCCCCCGUUUGUGAAAAGCAAAACGACCAGGGAGCAGGUUGACGGUUUGGAUCGCCUUGCCCAGGAGUAUGAAAGGGUCUCAGGAGUGGCUGUGAAUCCAGAUAUUCUCCUCGGGACUUUACUUCGGGUUUUGCCGGCGCACUUGAGAAACCACAUUCAGCUUCAGAUGAAAAGUGACACCAGCUAUGAGCAGGUCAAACAGUUCAUUCUGACAUAUGAAGUGACGACCAGCAACUGGUCGGCGUCCAAAGUGCAGCAAAGCUUAGGAAUAGGCCCCUCGGGCGGCAAGGGCGAUGGUCGUGGAAAGGGUGGAAAAGACAAAGGUGGAAAGGGCGGCAAGCCCAAUGGCGGGAAACCGAAUCCCGGUGGCGGUGGAGGCAAGUCUCAGAAUGCCAACCAGCCGAAAGGCGGCAAAGGAAAGGGAGGCAAAGCACAAAAGGCACCCACCAUCACGACAUCAGGUGGAGCGGCCAGCACGAGUGGAACAGUGCGGCGAGUUCAGGUGUUUGACUUGAGUGCGCCCGCUGACUGGUUCAUUGGAGGGCAUGUUCGUGCUGUCACAUGUGCCAUGCAGUCAGCUCGGAAUCCCAAGGCAGUUCAGAGCCCAGCAGGUCCCAGUGGCCAGGUUGCGAUCGGCCAGGCGUGCAGCAGCGACAUUUUGUCACCAGAAUUUCUUGAGAUUGUCCGAAUGCUGGAAGGUUCAUGUUUGAACAGUGCAGAGCCAGUGCGCGUUCUUGAGAGUAGCGAUGCAGUCAGCUCGGAAUCCCGAGGCAGUUCAGUCCCAGCAGGUCCAUUUUAUUUUGAUCAGAGCACAGUGCCACAGGUGUCCCAGGCUGCGCCAGCAGCAGAUCAGAGCACAGUGCCACAGGUGUCCCAAUUUGACAUUUCGGCCGAUGAUGAUUCAGGAUCGUGGGAGCACGGAGUUUCUGUGCAUGAGCUCAGCACUCUCAAGCGCUUGGAGCCCAACAAAGGCUUUGUGUAUGCUGUUCAGACAAUCCAAGAGUUGCCCUCAGCUGACGAUGCCCUGGAUGUGAUUUUGGAUUCAGGUGCAGACAUGAGUUGCUUGCCUCUUGAGUAUGCACAACAUGGUUUCGACCACGGGCAUGUGAUGUUUGUCCAAGCAUCAGUUUGCAAUGAAAUGGCCGAUGCGAAUUUUGGAUGGCAAAUGUCAGGCACGGGAAACUUGUACUUUCGUGGCAGGAGCACUCACUACAUUGAUCCGUCGAUCAUUGCGCCAGUGGGGUGGCCCUGCAGAACCACUUUGGUCAAGCCGUGCACACCUGAUCAUAAUGCCUGGAUUUUGCUUGAGCAUUGCGUGCACUGGGGUGAGUUGCGAGAGCUUGCGGCCAUUUUACCGCACGGAGAAAGUGAUGUAGUAUGCAUCCUCUCUUCGUCACGUGAAGAGUUGUCCGAGUUUGGAGUGGAACCUCACAGAUCAACGCAAGGGCACAUUGAUUGGUCUGGCCCGCAACCUGGAGACCCAGAUGCUGAUGAGCUUGCAGAUUACGAGCCUUCCGAAGCCGACAUGCAGGACACUUCUGCUCCACAGUUGGUGGAGGCGAUGCCAGGUGUGCCUCAGGUCCACAGGGAUGUGGAGGUGUUGCCAGAUGCCGAGGGCGUCACAGGCGAGGCGCCAGUGCCAGGAAGCAGCAGUGACAUUCUUGUGUUUGAAGGCGUUGAGCUUUCCCUGCAGAGCACAUUGAGUGUGAUUCGUACGGCAUGCAAGUCGGCUGGGAUAUCCGUUUCAGGGAGCAAGCAGCGUUGCCUUGAUCGCUUGAGGGGUUACCUUGACAAGCAGCAAUUGGCCCUGAGUGCCGAAGUUGCUCAGACAGUCGGAGAUGACAGUACGCGUGAGCCGAAAGGGCAGUCCGUCACCAAGGCCCCAACAGAAGCCGAGAGGCAGUUGCAUGAGCUGACCCAUUGGCCAUUCCGGCCAUGGUGCGAUCACUGCAUGGCCAUGCGUGGUGUUGAGGACCGGCAUGAAUCACUGCCGGGGAGUGCCGACACUGAGGUCCCGAUCAUCAGCUUCGAUUAUGCCUUCACCAGUGUGUCAGGUGCCGAGGGCCAGGGCAAUGCAGCUAAGUUGACCGUUCUGGUUGCACAUGACACCAGCACCGGCAGUGUGCUAGGGCUUCCUGUUGCAAGCAAGGGGCGCGAGGAUCUGAAGUUCAGUGCAAUCGAGCUUACAAGGUUCGUGCAAGGCUUAGGCCACAACAGCAUUUUCCUUUGCUGUGACAAUGAGCCCUCCACGUUGGCUCUUCAAAGUCUUGUGGUCAAUGUUCGGACCAAGCUCGGGUUCAAAACCAUGAUCCGUGAUGCGCCGGUGCACUCGCAUGCAUCAAAAGGCUAUGUGGAGAAGGCCAUAGACUUGGUGAGAGGUCUCUCCAAUGUCUUGCUUGAUCAGGUGAGAGUCAAGUACAACUUGAGUGCUGAAACCAUCAGUGCAGAUCACCCUUUGAUGGCAUGGAGCUAUGUUCACGCAAGUUACAUCUUGAACAGGUUCGGAGUGAAAGGCGGAGCAACGGCAUUCGAGCGUGCCACUGGUUACCGUUUUGCAUCCAAGCUCGCCUGCUUCGGAGAACCGGACGCUGAUGAGGUGUUUGAACAGCAGCAGAGUGCGCAAGUUGAUGUGUCAGGUGCCAGAAGUGAUGAGGCGCAGGCAGUUGCAUCAGGAAUGCCGAGUGUGGCGGGGAUGGCGGGGAUGCCUCCGCUUAGCAGCCAGCCACCGAACCCUGCACCAUCCUCCAGAGCCACAUUGCUUCUUGAUCGUCACGACAGAGGGAGUGCGAGUGUCCCAGGCAGUGUGCCAGCGAGUGUGAGACCUCCUCCUCCUGCGCAUGCUGCGGUGAAUGAGUCACCAAUGGAAGUCAUGGGGACCGACCCACCGACAUCCUCUGAUUCAUCUUCGUCUUCCUCUCCAGAAGCCUUGCCCACUCAGCCUGUGUUUGAUGACAGCACCAUGCUUGCUGAGGUGGUAGAAAGUGUUCGAGCAGGUGCCAGCACAGGUCGACAGGCUGAGGCAGAGCCAGAUGAGUCCCAUGCAGCAAAGUUUCAGCGGAUCGCCCGAGUAGGCCGUGAGGACUUCCCAAUCAAUGAUGAAGUUUUGGAGUCCGCCGCAGAAUGGGAAGAUGCAGCACAGUAUGUGCAGCUUGGAGAAGAUGCCGAUGCAGAGCUUGAUCCAAGCCUUACCGCUGAAGAGGCAAAGCUUCUUGAAGAUGAAGACCUUCUAUGGUUCGAGGAGAUCCCAAGCCUCAGUGACGAGGAGUUGUCAGCCUUGGAUUACGUGGCAGACACUUUUGAGGUGAAGCGACUUCUUGGAAAACAAGUCUUGGAGGAAGUCGGAGACAGCUUUGAUCUCAGUGGUUACAAGGAGCUCUCCACGAAGUUCGUGAGAACGUGGAGGCAAAAGAAACGGCAUGGGCGCAUGAUGUUCUUUCGUAGAUCACGCUUGGUUGCAAGGGAAUACAAGUGGAUGGAGCGUGACCGGGAAGGUUUGUAUGCCCCGGCGACGUCGUCGCUCACCACGAAACUUCUGCCAUGGCUGUUUUGCGAGAUGAACAGGCGUCAGGAAGGUGCAGCCACAGACGAUGAUCCCAUAGGCGUCGUGGCUCUUGACAUAAAAGAUGCUUUUCUUUGUGUCCCACAGGAGCGUCCCAUGCUGGCCAAGAUUCCGGGUUCUCCUAAAAGGAUGCGGUUCCUCAAGAUGCUGCCAGGGCAGAGAGACGGAACGGCCAGGUGGCAUUCGUUCAUCAUGGAAUACAUCCGCGAGAAGCACCAGUUGUCUGUGUGUGCUGAGUGCCCUUCCUUGUACAAGCUGAAGGAUGCGAAAGAUCGCUCCAAUCCGGGUGUGAUCCACGUCGACGACCUCUGCCUUGUUGGGUAUGUGAGGUGGAUCUUGCAGCAACUGGUUCCCAGUCUUGAAAGCACUUUUGAGCUGUCGUAUGAGGUUGCAUGCAAGCCCGGGGAUUCCUUUAAGUUUCUUAAAAGGGAGCACGUUCUUCUUGAAGAUGGUAUCUUGAUCAAGCCAUUGUCUGAUCAUGCAGUGAACAUGUGCAAUCUUCUUGAAGUGCCACUGCACAAGAAAGUGCCGACACCGUGCACAAAGGACAUCUUGGUGCCCGACACCAGCAAGCUGCUGGACAGUGCGAAGGCUGCGCGCUUUCGCAGCGCAAUCGGGAUUGCAAUGUAUGUGUCCCAGGAUCGACCCGACGUUGCCUUCACAGUGAGGAUUCUGUCUCAGAAGCUCCGAGAGCCGACAAUGCAAACUUGGAGUUCGGGUCAGAGGUUGGCAUCGUACUUGGCGUGCACCACAGGUUACGCAAGCAAGGUGCAUGCCCGAGGUGACAAGCUUAGCAUUCUUGAGCCUUCCGAUCCUGGUGGAGCGCGUGAUGGAGUGCUGCUGGAGGUGUUCUGUGAUGCAGACUGGAGCGGCAACAAGCAGAAUCGCCGCAGCAUGAGCAGCAGCUCGUUCUUUUUGAACAGCUGCUGCGUCUAUACUUCGUGUAAGAGCCAACGCUGCGUAAGCCUCAGUUCCACUGAAAGCGAAUUUUACGCCUUGGUGUCCGCGGCCUGCGACGGCAUCUACUUGAAAAGAGUUCUUGAAUACCUGCUUGAACUACCGGUAGAUCUUUUGAUGAGGACUGAUAAUGCAAGCUGUCGCCAGAUAUCUUUGAAGCAGGGCGUAUCAAAGAUCAGGCAUCUUGAUGGAAGGUUCCUCUGGGUGCAGGAGAAGACCGCGGAUGGUACACUGAAAGUUGGCUCAGUCGACGGGCGAUGGAACCCGUCAGAUCUUGGAACCAAGGUCCCGGCAACUGGGAGUCGCUUGAGAGCAUUGCUUUGCAUGCAUGACUUCGUUGACUGUGCCGGUGAUUGCAUCCAAGAGGUAGGCCGUGCCGACUAUGAUCAGUUGGUCGAGUCGUUGCAACACUGCAAGGACACAGCCCGUGUCCGGCGAUUGAUCAACAAGUCGCUGAAGACCAAUGGUUUGAGCAACAGCAAUCUUGUUUUGAUGAUGGUGAGCUUGAUUGCAGGUGCAGAUGCAAGUGGCACGAGGCGUGAUGUGAGUGUUCAGACAGAGCCAGAGGCAAGAUGGUUCAGCGUUUGGGUGACCGGUUUGGUCAUCCUCGUGUCUCUGUUGAGUGUCAUGCUGAGCCUUGAGCGGCUGCGGGCCGAUCGCCGCAGGGACGAUGCAAGCGCGUAUAGGACCACCAGUGCCGAGCCGAGCACGUCUGUGCCAGAGUAUGGGCGUUGGAGUGUGAUCACCGCAACCCUUUGCGGUGUGCCUUCGCUUGUGUGCUUGAUGCUCAUGAUGCAGCUACGCAAGUUGAGAUUCUUGCUUGUGACAGAAAGGCAUGAGACCGAUCGCUUGCAGGGAGUCAUCAGUGAAAUGGACUAUGACCGCAUGAUGUGGGCAGAGCACCAUGCACGUGAGGGUGCAUCAGCGUCAUCAUCAGGUGUACCGUUGCAAGUUGCAUCCCACAGUGGACGUGUGGGCGAUGUGCCAGUGCAUACGCCAGAGUUGCAUGUUUAUUGCACUGCAAGGCGAGGCAAAGCUUACCAUGCGAAGCGCGGAUGCACAUGCUUGAACAACGCUGAUGAGAUCCUGCGACUUGGCUUAGCAGAGGCCAAGGAACGUGGCUACCAGCCAUGUGGGCGAUGCUUCGGAGGCAAUCGCAAACAGAAAUGA